Messenger RNA from Melitaea cinxia (Glanville fritillary), 2278 nucleotides. RefSeq names its product P protein-like. The transcript is spliced from 16 exons. Gene Ontology annotation, biological process: transmembrane transport. NCBI's taxonomy places the organism in Eukaryota, Metazoa, Arthropoda, Insecta, Lepidoptera, Nymphalidae. Gene Ontology annotation, cellular component: membrane. The record is from RefSeq and is a predicted model, not a curated record. The coding region runs from base 93 to 2243 and encodes 716 amino acids.
UAUCUUUAUUUUAGUUUAGUGUCGAAUCAUGCGCAGGCGGAGACGCAUCUUUUUAAUUUGAAUUGUAAAUAUUUCGAUAGCAUUUAAGAAGAAUGGAUAGAAUUCGACGUGCCUUUAGAAAGAAAAACGAUUCGAACCAAAUUCUAAACAAGAGUACGUACUCCCUGGUAUCAUGUGGGGAGCUUCCACCAGACACGUUAGAGUUAUGGAUCACCCUCCCAGAAGAAGUCAAGUACGAUCCCUCUAUGGAAGAAAUAAGAAAAAAAGUGGAAGAAAUCGAAACCAAUUCCAAAGAUACCAAAGAGAUUAUACCCAAUAAUUCAGAAAUAACCCAAUCAAGAGAAGAAGAAUUAGGAAAUGACGAAGACGUAACAUUAAUGGAUGAUGUUAAAAACAGAAAUACAAAGUACAACAAUGUUUCCGAUCAGAAGAAAGACAAAGCUUCGCGAAAUUUAACAGGACAUAAUACGCAGUGGAAAAAAGCAAAACACUACAUCAAAAUGACGGUACUUCUGGGUUGUUGGACAUUUUUCACCGCUGUUUUUCUGUUGUACAAUGAAAAAAACGAAGUUUUCAAAAACACCGCCGUCAGUAUUACUGAGGAGAAAUAUUAUCCUCUAAAUGUAGAAAAAAGCAGUUCAAUACAAGUAAAACUCUCAGGCCCAUUUUUAUCUGAGCAAGCUGAAGAGAAGCUAAAUUAUAGCGAACGAAAAAACUACUCACAGUUAAUUGUCUGGAUUGAGAGUCUUAAUGACAAUAAAACAUUUGAGGUUAUUAACAGAACAAUGGCAGCGAUAACAGUGUCGACGUGUUCGCUCGCCACGCUAGCUCUGGUUGGAGAACGGCCGACUCUAAUGGAGCUGAUCACGUGGCUCGACGUGGAAACUUUACUGCUGCUCUUCAGCAUGAUGAUCCUGGUCGCCAUCAUGGCGGAAACUGGAAUAUUUGAUUUCUUGGCUGUUUUUACUUUUCAAGUCACCAAAGGCAAAUUGUGGCCAUUAAUUUUCUUGCUUUGUAUCGUGACGGCGGUCCUGUCGACUUUCUUGGACAACGUCACCACUGUACUAUUGAUGUCUCCAGUUACAAUAAGGUUAUGUGAGGUUAUGGACUUGGACCCAGUGCCAAUAUUGAUCUUCAUGGCGAUAUACAGUAAUAUAGGAGGCACAGCGACCCCUGUCGGCGAUCCACCAAAUGUUAUAGUAGCUUCUAAUAAGGCGGUCAUACAAGCUGGUAUUAAUUUCACGAACUUCACGGCCCACAUGUCGCUCGGUAUUUUACUCAUCUUAAUACAGACAUCAGUGCAGUUGAGAUUUAUGUACCGAGACAGUAACAGGCUCCGUCAGAGGGUUCCUCGAGAUAUUCAAGAUUUACAAAACCAAAUUUCAAUAUGGCGCAGAGCAGCGGACUCAUUGCCGCAUUUAAGCGAAGGUGUCAAUAUUGUUAGAGAGAGAUUGGAAAGGAAAAUAACUAAAAUAAACCUAAAACUGCAUAAAACUAUCAAAGAACGGGAAAAAAGGGCUUGUCCUAAAGAUACAUUCCACAGGACGCUUGGAGAAUUGAGGGAUAAGUACAAAAUCCGUGACAAAGUCCUGCUCGUCAAGUCGGUGAUAGCAGUAACGUUUGUCGUCACAGUUUUCUUCCUGCACUCUAUUCCUGAACUUAACCGCGUGUCUCUCGGUAUGACGGCUCUCCUGGGCGCCAUCCUGCUGCUGACGCUGGCGGACCGCGAGGACCUGGAGCCCAUCCUGCACCGAGUGGAGUGGUCCACGCUGCUGUUCUUCGCUUCACUAUUUAUUCUUAUGGAGGCUUUGUCUAAGCUCGGUCUUGUGUCAUACAUCGGAGGGUUGAUGGAGCAGCUGAUUUUGCAAGUGGAUGAAGGCGCCAGACUGGGGGUAGCGAUAAUGCUCACAUUGUGGGUGUCAGGCAUUAUAUCAGCGUUCGUAGACAACAUACCACUCACCACCAUGAUGGUGCGUGUGGUGAUAUCCAUUGGGAGCAAUCCUAAAUUAAACCUGCCCAUGUCACCGCUAAUAUGGGCGUUGUUGUAUGGCGCUUGCUUGGGGGGUAACGGUACACUCAUCGCCGCAAGUGCGAACGUUGUCUGCGCCGGUGUUGCAGAACAGCACGGCUACAAAUUUACCUUCUUGAAAUUCUUCAAAGUCGGCUUUCCAAUCAUGAUAGGCCACUUUAUCGUUUCAUCGAUUUAUUUACUAGUUUGCCAUUGUGUUUUUACUUGGCAUUAGGAAAUAAACCUGGAAUAAAAUAUAUAUAUCAUCAU